ACGAGCAUAAUUUGCAGACGCACCUCCUGCAAAAAUAGCUUGCAACUAAACAAAUCACAAUUUUUGCAGAUUUUAAACGGGGAACAUUUUUUUCAGUUUAAUUUUCUUAGCCGCAACACACCUUUAAAGUAGACCCAGAAACGCCACCGAAACAGGGCGUAAAAGAACGUCCUAUGUUUGCCUUCCUUGUUGCUCUAAAUAGUUAGUAAAAGUAGCUGGAAGUGGCUCCACAGAUGUCGUGUACGCUGGUUGGACCCUCUGGGAUCCGGGUUCCACUGGAGGACGGACGGGCUGUGAUUCUGGGCCGGGGUCCGGACACUGGGGUGGCCGACAAGAAAUGCUCCAGGCACCAGGUGAAGGCGGUGGCUUGUUAUGCAGAGCAGGAUGUGGUUGUUACUCAGCUUGGGCCAAAUCCCAGUUUCCUAAAUGGUGAGAAGCUGGGUCGGGGUCAGUCAGGUAAACUUACCCACGGAGGCACCCUGUACCUGGUCAACCAGAGCCACCCGUUUACACUGGACGUCUCUCUGAGCUCCAACGGAACAGCUUGCAAUAUGCCACGGAGGAACCUGAAAGCCUCAGAUAAGACUAAAGGAGGUAGAAACAGGAAGGAGGCUGAAUCCAGUCCGACUCCAAAACGCAGUAUUAAGGACUUCUUUUCCGUCUCUCCCUCUAAGGCUUCUAAAAGGCAGCUGAACACAGAGAGGGACCAGUCGGAGGUGAAGCGACAGAAAUUAGAUGAGCAGGAUGAGGAGGAGAGACUCGCUGAGGAAAAGCUAAAGCAGCUGCAGGAGUUUGCAGAAAAGAAGAUGACAGAGGAGAAUAAAGACACCCAUUCUUCCCCGUCGUCAUCUCCAGCAAAGGCGUGCAUGAAGAGCAGCUGGCAGCAGACAGGAAACCUCUUGUUUUACAUCGCUGCAGGAGUGAAAGCGAGCGACAAGAUUGCUGGGUUUGAUAUUGAUGGAUGCAUUAUCACCACCAAAUCUGGAAAAGUAUUUCCCACCGCACCUGAUGACUGGAAGAUUCUGUACCCGGAGAUUCAGCCCAGGCUGGCCAGCUUGCUCAAAAAAGGCUAUAAGGUUGUUUUCUUCACCAACCAGCUGGGGAUCGCUAGGGGCAAACUGAUACCAGAGGUGUUCAAGUCUAAAGUGGAGGACAUCCUCACCACACUGCAGCUGCCUGUGCAGGUGUUUGUCGCCAGCGGCCCUGGUGUCUACAGGAAACCCGUGAUGGGAAUGUGGAAUCACCUGUGUGAGAAAGCGAAUGACGGGCUGGCUGUCGACAAGACCCAGAGUUUUUAUGUCGGAGAUGCUGCAGGAAGGCCGGAGAACUGGGCUCCGGGCAAGAAGAAGAAGGAUUUCUCCUGCAGUGACAGAUUGUUUGCGCUGAACAUUGGGCUUAAGUUCUACACACCAGAAGAAUACUUUUUAGGAUGGAAGAGCGCCCCCUACAGCCUGCCUGACUUUGACCCUCGGAAGCUCGACUCCAGCUGCAGACUGUUCGACCCGCCGUCCGCCUCGCUCACCUGCACCAACACAGAAGUUAUUGUUGCCGUGGGUUACCCUGCAGCUGGUAAAUCCACCUUCUUCCACACCCACGUUGUUCCGAAGGGCUACGUCUACGUCAACAGGGACACGCUCGGCUCCUGGCAGAACUGCGUGUCGGCUUGCGAGCGCGCUCUGAAGGAGGGCCGCAGCGUCGCCGUGGACAACACCAACCCAGACCCAGAGUCUCGCAAACGAUACUUGGACGUGGCCAAAGCAGCAGGAGUGUCCUGUCGUUGUUUCCUCUUCACUGCCACCUUGGAGCAAGCCAAGCACAAUAACAGAUUCCGUGAGAUGGCUCCAUCCAACAGCAAACACGCUAAGGUCAACGACAUGGUUUUCCACAGCUACAAGAAAAACUUUGUGGCUCCAAAUGUCUCUGAGGGGUUCUCUGAGAUCCUUCAAAUCCACUUUGUUCCACACUUCAAGGACAGUCAGUCUGAAACUCUGUUCAGGCAGUUCUCCGAGGGCUGACCGGACUCAAGCAGCCGGUUCUGACAACGACGGAUCACAGAUGAGACCUCAGGAAAGACACUGGGAUAUUAGACCUGCAACUGAUAAACAGUCUGCUUAUUUAGCUCACAUGCUAAGCUAUUGAAGUGAUUACUUUAGGCAGCAGAGAUGUCAAGCAGAUUAGCUCAGGUCAUUUUAUUGACAUAAUGUUGCAAGAAGCAUUACAUCAUAACAGAGACACUUUUGUCUAUAUGUUGAGUCUAGAGAUAAACUGGUAAAAUGUAAGAACAGAAAUAGAUUUUUUUUUUUUUUUACUUCCAUUGCUCCAAAUUUUCACCGUUUCCACUGGACAAUAAAACUUCCUACCUGAA
Messenger RNA from Poecilia latipinna (sailfin molly), 2365 nucleotides. RefSeq names its product polynucleotide kinase 3'-phosphatase (gene pnkp). NCBI's taxonomy places the organism in Eukaryota, Metazoa, Chordata, Actinopteri, Cyprinodontiformes, Poeciliidae. Gene Ontology annotation, molecular function: double-stranded DNA binding; polynucleotide 3'-phosphatase activity; ATP-dependent polydeoxyribonucleotide 5'-hydroxyl-kinase activity. The coding region runs from base 234 to 2015 and encodes 593 amino acids. The transcript is spliced from 17 exons. Gene Ontology annotation, biological process: DNA repair. The record is from RefSeq and is a predicted model, not a curated record. Gene Ontology annotation, cellular component: nucleus.